AUGGCCCUCAGACACUCCCGACCGCCCCCGGGUUUAGACUGUGAUCCCUACGACAGGCCUGAGAUGUACCUCCACGACUCGGUAUGCUCAGAUGUUGAUGCUGUUUAUUUGACUUUAGGAGACGAAUCAUCGCUCCCAGAUCCGCAGAGCCAUGAGGAGGUGGAGGUUGGUGAAGAAGCGGAGGAGCAGAAGCUCGGACAGAACUCAGGUGUCGAGGCAGCUGAGAGUCUACCGUGGAACCUCUCUAAUAAAGGGGCGGAGCCAAAAACAACAUCAAAGGCGAACCAAGAAGAGCCAAAGGACCAAAUACCAAGCAAAGGACUCAACUCGUCCAAAAGCAGCAACCUGAAGAGGAUCAUCACCAAGAGGCUGAGCGCCGCCACCACAGAGGUUCUGGAGGUGGUGCAGAGGACCGUAGCUGACUUGGAGGAGGAGGCUUCAGGGUUCAGGCAGGAGAUCGAGCGUCAGAGGAAGCAGCUGGAGGCCCUGCAGCCUCAGGCCAAGGAGCAGAAAGCAGAUCUGCAAAGCUCUGAGGUGGUGGAGGAAGAGCAGCUCAGGAAGAACACAGGUGUGGAUGAAUCCAACAUCCAUUGUGUGCCUCUGAACGAUGACGAUGCUGCUGAUGAUGAGGAUGGAGACGAUGAUAAACAGCCACCAAAAGCCUCCAGACUGAAACAGGAAGAGCUGACGGACCCAGACUUUGAAUUACCUUCAAGGUCGGUUCCCUUAAAGGCCCAAUCUGCAGGGAGAAGAUCCAGCAGAACCAGGACCAGUAACCCUCCAAACAAUCUGACUCUCAGGAUCCGAAUCCUGGAGGACUCUGAGACCAAGGUUCUCUCUCGGACCGUGUUUCAGAAAAGUUGCGUCUCGGACCUGGAGUGUCCUCGUGGGCUGCAGGAGUUGGACUUCAUGAACCUGCUGAGGUCCACCUUCCCUCAGCUGGGUGCUGGUCAGCCCUUUGACAUCUUCAUAGCUGCUAAAAACAGACAGCUGCUGCCUCUGUCGGUGAAAACUCUGACCCCAGAGGAGAUCUGCUCCAGCCACAGGUCCAGUGGAAACCCGACGCUCUACAUCCGUCUGAAGAAAAUGGACGACGGUCCUUCAGUCAACCCUGUGGUCAUGACGGGCGACGACACCAGGGUCCAAGAAAGCCCUAUUGAAAGUAUGGACGUAAUGGAGGCGGGCGAAAACAGCGCAGACCCUGAUAAUGAAGCUGAAGAUGACAACUGGAACCCUGAGCCUAAACCUCAGACUCCCAGGAAAAGAGGAAAAAAGAAGAAGGAGAACAGUGUAAAGAAAAGGACCGUGGAAAGUAAAAUAUCUUGUAAAGUGUGCGGAGCGUGGUACAGACAGAUAGGGAGCUUGAUCAGCCACGUCUGGAAUCACGCCAGCGAUCCUCAGGCCGUCUGUGGCGCCUGUGGAGAGAAGUUUGCGUCUGUGGACGAGUUGAAAGAACACCUUAGAAAUCACCAAAACGUCCACAGCUGUCAACACUGUGGGAAGACGUUUGUCUCCAUCCAGAGCCUCAACCUCCACAUUGCCAAGCACACAGGGGAGAGUCCGUUUAAAUGCAAAGUUUGCAGUAAAACCUUCACAAAUUUGGCUUCGCUGAAUUAUCACAAAUGGCUUCAUGUGGAAAAUAAACCCUACAAGUGCGAUAUCUGCCUCAAAACAUUCGGUUUGGAAUCGCAUCUCUUGUCCCACAAAAAGCUGCACACUAACAAGGAAAAACACGUGUGCGACGUCUGUAACAGGUCCUUCCGCCUUCGCCGAGCUAUGACCCAGCACAGGCUGACCCACUCUGAAGAUAAGCAGUACGCCUGUGAGAUCUGCGGGAAGCGCUUUAAACUCGAGGGUUCAUUGAAGGUGCACAGCAAGACCCACCAGGAGAGGGAUCGGACGUUCCUUUGCCACAUCUGCUGCAGAACGUUCCUCUGGAAAGGAACGCUGAUGGUUCACCUCAGAACUCACGGCAAUGUGAGGCCCUUCGUCUGCGCCGUCUGUAGCAAGGGCUUCUGGGUCAAAUGCGACCUGAAAAAACACAUGAGGAUUCACUCUGACGAUGCUCCGUAUGAGUGCCAAGAGUGCGGCCGCCGUUUCAAACAGAAGGCCAACCUGGACAGCCACAUCAAGAUCCACCGAGGCAUCAAACAGUUUGUCUGUGAGGUCUGUGGGAAAGAGUGCUCCAGAAGGGAACACCUGAAAGUCCACAUGAGGACCCACAACGGACUCAAACCCUACAGGUGCAAUGUCUGUGAUAAAGCCUUCACCCAAAGCCACUGUCUAAAAACUCACAUGAAAACUCACCAAACCGAGGACAAUCGCGUCUUUUAUUCAUCUCAGAGUCACCAAAUGGAAGACAACCCCGUCCCGGAUCCCUCUCAGAGUGACCCGAUUCAGGAAAACCCUGUCCCAGAUUCAUCUCAGAGUCGCAAAAUGGAAGCAAACCCUGCUCUGGUUCCCUCUCAGAUUCAGGAAAACCUUGUCCUGGAUCCCUCUCAGAGUCCCCGCAUGGAAGGGAACCCUGUCCUAGAUCCAUCUCAGAGUAACCAAAUGAAAGAAAAUCCUGUCCUGGAUCCCUCCAGGAGUCACCAAAUGGAGGAAAAUCCUGUCGGGAAUCCCUCGCAGAGUCACCAGAUGGAGGGAAACCCUGCCCUGAAUCCAUCAGAUCCUUGAACACUAGUUACGUCACAAUGAAAAACGGAAAUAGACUUUACUAUGCUUUAUACCUAAAGUUCCCUUAACUUUGUGUUGAUCAAUUCAAAAUGUUUAAAUGUGAUGGUUCUCCAAUAAUGUCAAAUUAGAAGGGAAAAAAUUAAUUAAUUAAACACAAUCCUUGAGCACU
Molecule: messenger RNA, 2845 nt
Organism: Cyprinodon tularosa
Lineage: Eukaryota; Metazoa; Chordata; Actinopteri; Cyprinodontiformes; Cyprinodontidae
Product: transcriptional repressor CTCF-like
Exons: 11
Coding region: 1-2676 (891 amino acids)
Biological process (GO): regulation of transcription by RNA polymerase II
Molecular function (GO): RNA polymerase II cis-regulatory region sequence-specific DNA binding; DNA-binding transcription factor activity
Source: RefSeq, a predicted model, not a curated record